AUGGAGAUUUGUGCAAGGAUUCCCCCUCCUCCUACUCCACCAUGGUUGCUGGACAAAACAACAGAGUUUCACAGACGAAUGGCCAACUGUUCUAGUUUGACAAAAUAUGCAGAACUCUGCCACGUGCAAGCUGCAUCUGAAUAUCUACAAACAGUUCUAGACGCCGAUGGCACAGGUGCAGCUGUCAACCAGUGGAUAGCCUUCAUCACCACUUGCACACUGGCUGUUUGCAUUGUGAUUUCUGUGUGCCUGCUUUACUUUCUGCACGCAAACAG
This is a messenger RNA of Candidula unifasciata, 275 nucleotides long. NCBI's taxonomy places the organism in Eukaryota, Metazoa, Mollusca, Gastropoda, Stylommatophora, Geomitridae. The record is from the annotation of a GenBank genome assembly.